Heterobilharzia americana is the source of this 1083-nucleotide messenger RNA. The record is from the annotation of a GenBank genome assembly. NCBI's taxonomy places the organism in Eukaryota, Metazoa, Platyhelminthes, Trematoda, Strigeidida, Schistosomatidae.
AUGGAAGUCCAAUUUCCACACGAUAAAUUAAUCAAGUCUAGGUUGUGGAAAGACUUCCGAUCAAACUUUACUCUUACUUCUAAAUACCUUGAGGAUGUCAAAAAUGGAUUCUAUCCGUUAUUUGGAUGUCGCUGGGACGCAUAUCAAGGAGAAGAAGAGGAAGGGACAUGUGUUGCUUGUGCAGGUGUUUCAGGAUUCCCACUUGUCAGUGGUGUCAGCAGUUGUAUGUCAAAUGGAAGCAGUUCUAUUAGAAAUGAUCCGCUUGCUCCGGUUGGAAUUUGUUCGUCGUGUGCAUCUACUGCUGCGAGUGCUUGCGUUUCCGCCAUUCCAGACGAUCAAAAAGUUAUGCGGUGUGAAGAUGUUUCUAAAGGGUGUAUUUCAUGCAAUGUUGAUGAAUUUCAUCAGGGUUUUGCAGAUUGUCUUUCCAGUCAUUUGUCGAAAAUCGAUUCUGGUCGUUUGACAAAAGCAGUGGAUGACGAUCUGAGGAACGAUGAUGCUUCAACUACUGCUGAUGAAGUAACUGGCUUGAUCUCAAAUCUGAAAGUUGAUGAUGACAACAAUUUCCCAUCAAAAAGUGCGUCUCUGUCAAAAACAACUCGACCUCUAAAAAUGGGACAAUCAGAACUAAAGUGGUCGGAAAAGCCUUUCGUUAUUUCCAUCUCUAAUGAGGAGGGUGGUCAAAAUGAACCAACAGGGUUUGCCAGUCUGUUAAAGGAAUAUCUUAAUCGCUAUGAAGAUGAAACUGUCAUUAUGGAAGUCCAAUUUCCACACGAUAAAUUAAUCAAGUCUAGGUUGUGGAAAGACUUCCGAUCAAACUUUACUCUUACUUCUAAAUACCUUGAGGAUGUCAAAAUGGCUUCAAGCUCAAAAGGCAACUCAAUGAAAUGUAUCAAACCCAAUAAACCAAAGAAAAUAAAAGACGUUAAGUCUAAGCGGCCACCUGGACCGUAUGCUCUAUUUGUUCAAUCAAGAAAAAGUUUAUAUCGUGGUAAAAUAAGUGAAUUUGCCAAAACAUGUGCAAGUGAAUGGCGUAAGCUUUCACAAGUAGAACGUGAUAAAUUUAAGCAAAAUCAGUCAAAUUAG